CGCCCCUUUUUUUAUACAGGUAUCCAUCGUUAAUCUGACAGGUUCGAUGACCAAUCACAUACACUGUUGAAUCACCCUACACGGGCUUGCAUCAUUGCCACGGCUAGAGUGGAUGAACGCCUUGUGUUGAAUUGCCACCAGUUCCUGUACUAUACGCGGCGUCUCAGAUUCUUGGUCUAUUAGACAGAUCACAUAUUCGGAUCACGGAAGAAAGAUUCCCGCCAUGUGCCAAGACAUUACGAAAGACGCCCGUAGGGCCUUGCAUAUUGUCGAGCCAGUGUCAGCGCAUACGCAUACCGCCAUCAUACUUCACGGAUGAGGUAGGAAUGGCCCCGAGUUUGAAGAGGCGGCAGCUCCCUGUUGACCAAUUUCCCUGGGUGGCGCUGGGUAUUUCCAUCAUCAAAUGAGUUUUGGAACGAAACAGUUCAGGAACACAUGCCGGAGUGGUUCGAGGCGCCAUCAUUGGCAGACCCUACAAUAAGAAAGGAGGCUCAAAUUCCAGGUAUUAUAGAAUCAUACAACUACAUUGAAGGGUUGAUAGCCGAUGAGAUCAACUUGCUUGGCUGCAAGUCGGAGAACCUCCUCUUUGGUGGUAUCAGCCAAGGCGGUGCAGCUGCACUCUGGAUGCUUCUCUGUCGCCAUGCAACGUCUCAGAUAGGAGUCUUCUUCGCAGCUAGCACAUGGCUGCCAUUUGUCGACACUAUCGAGAAAAUACUGUCAAUAUCUAAUAGCGGUAUGACUGACGGCGCCGGUCAAGAUCCAGCGUCGACAGACACUGACAGUUUUCUACACCAACAUAUGCAAUGCUUGCUCGGGGGAGAACACAAGGCUUCUGAAAUCAAGGUAUUUCUUGGCCAUGGCCUAGAUGAUGCCUAUGUCGAUGCUUCCCUCGGACGCCAGGCUAGACAUGUCCUUACUGCAGCUGGCUUCGAAGUGGAGUGGAAAGAAUACUCUGGCGCAGACCAAGAGGGCCAUUGGCUUCAGGAACCGACUGAAAUGGACGACAUCCGCCAGUUUAUAAUCAAAUAUAUGAAGUAAUCAGCGUCUCGCGCUCUUCCAGACUAUACUCUAGCACGAUGAAGACAACGACAGCCUAUCCGCACAGUCAUGAAUGUGGUGUAUGCCAUUUCAAAUAAUGUCCAUAUUAACCUGAACAAGCAGUAGC
Messenger RNA from [Torrubiella] hemipterigena, 1165 nucleotides. The record is from the annotation of a GenBank genome assembly. NCBI's taxonomy places the organism in Eukaryota, Fungi, Ascomycota, Sordariomycetes, Hypocreales, Clavicipitaceae.